AUGGCCGAUGUGCGCCCGCGUGCUUCGGAGCACGGCCGUCAAGCGGUUAUCACAGUUUGGUGUCGAACGACGUUCAACGACUUUGCGAAUGGCGAGCAAAACAGCGCACAGCGUGCACCAGAUAUCACCAGCCAGCUCGGUGGAACGCCGGGUCGAACGCUGAGAAAGUCGCGUUCAGGCGAGCAAAGGUUCUCGCUGGAUGAUUUUGAAGAGCAUACCGAGAUGGAGGAUCUGAGGGAGCACGAAGAUACUGGUGAUGACAGCCCUGGGACGCUCCCUGAUGCGGUAUACAACGCGCAACUUUCCUGGUGGCGUUCAGCAACUCGCCGCGCGCUCAAGAGGUCGCUCAAGCACGAGUCACGAAUCCUAGGCAAGAUUCAAAGAGCCGUGCGCACGAGAUUCCUUGACUCGUACUUCCUCUACUCUUCGGCACUCGGAAGUCAUACUUUCUUCAUGUCAGCUCUCCCAGCAUUAUUCUACUUUGGCUACGGCGAGACCGGCAGAGGUCUGCUGCAGAUCAUGUGUAUUGGAGUCUAUGUCUCCAGUUUUAUGAAGGACUGUUUCUGCUCUCCUCGGCCUUUUGUACCCCUCGUCUCACGAUUAACCAUCGGAACGCAUCACCUGGAAUACGGAUUCCCGUCCACACAUUCAACAAACUCAGUCUCCUUUGCAGUAUACCUCUAUCUUCUACUGCGUACAGACGCAGCUAAUGCCGGAUCGACUUUUGCCUCGCCGCUCCCAUAUGCUCUCGCAGUGGCUGGGAUCCUCUGGUAUGCCGCCAGUAUCGUUCUCGGACGACUGUAUUGCGUUGGCACAGCACUCGGUGCGGUCAUAGGAGGCAUACAAGGAGUGUACGGACCUGUGAUCGAAGAUACGGUUGCCAAUUCCAACUGGAUCCUCCCAGUGGCUGCUGCACUACUUUGCUUGCUGUUGACAAACCAACAUCCCCAGCCCGUUGACGAUUGUCCGUGUUUCGAGGACGCUAUCGCUGCACUCGCACUUCUUACGGGGACGGUCAUGUCACGAUGGCAUGCUGCGCAGUACGGCUGGGACGUGCCGUCUGGGUUUUACGUCUCACGUACGCCAGGGUGGGAGAACAUUACGUGGAUGGAUACGAUUACCUGGUGGCUCUUCGCUAUACUCAAGAUGGUCUCCGGAGUAUCUGCCAUCUUUGCAUGGCGAUUGAUGGUCAAGCAAAUCAUGCAUACCGUGCUCCCACCAGUCUUCCGAUGGAUGAGUGGUCUGGUCGGAAAUAUUGGAUUACAACUCCCGAACCGAAGGUGGUAUACGCCCGCGACAGAGUACGAGAGUGUCCCCCGGGAGGGACUGCAUCCGAUCCCCAGCGCGAUGAACUUGCCGGCGGAGCUUAGUCAACAGGCUGGCUUUGGUGUCUUUGGGGACGAGAGGGACGCAAAGACGACUGGACGCCUCCCACAUGCUCACCUGUACAAUGGAGUGGAGAGAAACGUCAAGUGGAGGAAAGGAAACGGGACGGAAAAGCAUUCGACUCACGAGCUUGUGGAUUCCAAGGGUGAAAAACUCGAGAUGUACGACGACGACGACGAUACCGAGAGCGAAAGAGACGACGAUAUCAAGCACUACGAUGCGGAUGUAUUGACCAAGGUUAUCGUGUAUUCUGGGAUAGGGGUCAUUGCGACCUAUCUUACUCCGCUUACUUUUGAAAUUUUGGGCUGGGGAGUACAGCCAGUUGUGUGA
Messenger RNA from Serendipita indica DSM 11827, 1716 nucleotides. The record is from the annotation of a GenBank genome assembly. NCBI's taxonomy places the organism in Eukaryota, Fungi, Basidiomycota, Agaricomycetes, Sebacinales, Serendipitaceae.